This is a messenger RNA of Saxophila tyrrhenica, 2067 nucleotides long. It is a transcript of the gene dpp5, whose product is annotated as Dipeptidyl-peptidase 5. Bases 1 to 2067 code for a protein of 688 amino acids. Gene Ontology annotation, molecular function: serine-type endopeptidase activity. The record is from RefSeq and is a predicted model, not a curated record. Gene Ontology annotation, biological process: proteolysis. NCBI's taxonomy places the organism in Eukaryota, Fungi, Ascomycota, Dothideomycetes, Mycosphaerellales, Extremaceae. The transcript has 4 exons.
AUGGCGGUAUUGAGGAGUGUGCUGGCCAUUGCGGCCGUAUUGGCUUCUGGAGUAUGGUGCAUGACACCUCACGCUUACUCGUUCGACGACCACGAGUCCACCACUACCUGGCAUUUGAUGAACAUCUCGUCCGGCGACAUUACCAAAGUGCCCUUCGGAGACGACAUUUCAGAAGUCGUCUGGGUCGGUGAGACGGACACUAGCAUCCUGUACACCAGUACCAAGUCUCCCGUCUCUUCUGGCAUCUCGCUCUGGACGGCGGAUCUAGCAGACCCGAAGGUGAAGGGCACGAGAGUAGCGAAUCUGCCGGCUCCGUAUUCAGGCUUGAAGGCUGUCAGGACAUCGGAGGGAGAUAUCAACUUCCUACUGAACUGCCUCGCUUACGAGAACGGCACGGCAUAUAACGAGGAUCUAGCCGAGGUAUCGUAUACUACUGGCCGACUGUACGAUAGCAACUAUGUUCGCCACUGGGAUACGUACUUAACACAGCAGCGCUACGCUGUCUUCUCAGGCACCCUGACCGGAUCUGGAUCGAGCUACGACUUGGACGGCGAGAUGAACAAUCUUCUCAAGGGCAUCGAAGCUCCUGUUACUCGCCCAGAAUGUCCGGUCCAGCCGUUCGGCGGCAGUGGUGACUACGAUCUCAGCCCAGAUGGCAGCACUGUUGUGUUCCUAACCAAGGCGCCGGAGCUGCCGAAGGCAAACUACACUGCCAGCUAUCUCUACUUGGUUCCACACGAUGGCUCGUCGGUGGCAGAGCAGCUCAAUGGACCUGGGACCAAAGCUCCAGCGAACGCUAAAGGUGCCUCUGGUGCACCUGUGUUCUCACUAGACUCAAAAUCCAUUGCAUACUACCAGCAAGAUGGUGUGUCAUAUGAGAGCGACAGGUCGAAGAUGUACGUUGCGGAUGUUGCUUCCGGCAAGAUCUCACCCGUCGCCGAGAACUGGGACGCUUCGGCAGCGGUCAUCAAGUGGUCGAAUAACUGCAAUGACCUCUACGUUACCUCCGACUACCUUGCGAGCACUCGGCUGUUCAUCAUUCCAGCAGACGCUGGAGCCAACUUCAAGCCUACCAAUAUGACUGACAUUACAUCCGUCUCCGACUAUUACAUCCUUCCCGGUGGCAAUGCUCUGGUGACAGCUAAUGCCGUCUGGUCAUCCUUCAACGUCUACAUCGCAUCACCCAACGGAGAAGCCAGCUAUCUCCACCAAGCCAAUGAGGAAGACCCCGAGCUCGAAGGUUUAGGUCCAGACGACGUGGACUUCAUCUGGUACGAAGGCACACUAGGAGACCAGCAACAGGCCAUUGUCGUCUACCCGACCGACUUUGACCCGUCGCAAGUCUACGACUUUAUCUUCUAUGUUCACGGUGGCCCGCAAGGCUACACUGGCAAUGUCUGGUCAUCACGUUGGAAUCUGAAGACGUGGGCAGAUCAAGGCUAUGUCCUUGUCGGUCCCAACCCUACGGGCUCGACUUCAUACGGGCAGAGUCUUACCGAUCGCAUCCGGGGCAAAUGGGGCAGCUGGCCCUACGAAGACCUACUCAAGGCGUACAACCACGCCUGCAACAACCUCCCCUACAUCAACUGCAGCAACGCCGUCGCAGCCGGCGCUUCCUACGGCGGCUACAUGAUGAACUGGAUCCAGGGCCACCCCCUCGGCCGCAACUUCAAAGCCCUCGUCUCCCACGACGGCGUCACAACCACCUUCUCCGACUACGGCACCGAAGAGCUCUGGUUCAUCCAGCACGACUUCAACGGCACCAUCUGGGAUAACCGCGAGACGUACCGUCUCUGGGACCCGCUACGGUUUGCGAAGAACUUCGCAACACCGCAGUUUGUGGUGCAUAAUGAUCUGGACUAUCGGUUGCCCGUUGGUGAGGGGAUUGCGAUGUUUAAUGCGUUGCAGGAGUUGGGUGUGCCGUCGCGGUUUCUGAAUUUUCCGGAUGAGGGACACUGGGUGUUGAAUCAAGAGAACAGCCUCUUCUGGCAUCAAGAGAUAUACAACUGGAUCAACUACUGGACGGGCAAGAUUGGCUCGCUGGACGAUAAUGCUAUCACCCAGUGA